UUGGAACAAGCCGCUGCCGCUACAAAAAAAUCACGCUACGAUCGCGUUGGAACAAGCCGCUGCCGCUGCAAAAAUCACGCUGCGAUAGCGUUGGAACAAGCCGCUGCCGCUACAAAAAAAUCACGCUACGAUCGCGUUGGAACAAGCCGCUGCCGCUGCAAAAAUCACGCUGCGAUAGCGUUGGAACAAGCCGCUGCCGCUGCAAAAAUCACGCUGCGAUAG
This is a messenger RNA of Caenorhabditis angaria, 222 nucleotides long. NCBI's taxonomy places the organism in Eukaryota, Metazoa, Nematoda, Chromadorea, Rhabditida, Rhabditidae. The record is from the annotation of a GenBank genome assembly.